AUGCUUAAAGAGGAGAUGGAGUUCCAGCCCCUGGAACAGAUCAAUGAGAAUGAAGAAGUAAACCAUGCCACUCCACUUCUGAGUAACUUAGGCCGACUCCUAGGAAUUCCAUCAAUGAACUUGCAGAACAUUUCCAGAUCCACUCCUCGAAUUAAUCUAAUGAGGAAGAGGAAUAGUGCUUUAUCGCAGGCUGCUAUGUACAGCUUCCUGAGCUCAGAAUCAACACCUAAUGGUUUCCAUAAGCCAGGAUGUCUCCCUCCAAAUAGACCCUUCGCAAGAAUCCACCGAGCCUCCUCAUCCUCUCAUUCACCUUUAGGGUCCACCCAAGGUUGUGUUGCCUUGGAUAGUGAGGCAAGGGAUUUCGACAGCUUCAUCUCCUCUUCAUUUUAUGACAGACCUGGCUACUAUAGUGCACCUCAAACACCCAUCCAAUCUAUUCCCAUGACAUUUCCUCUCAAAAGGAUCCCUUUAAAGAAAUCCUCCAUGUUGGCUAACAUCUCAGUCUCCUCAGGUGGAAACCAAGGCAGUAAUGGCAAUGUGUCAGCCUCCAAACCUGAUGAGCUGGACAAGGGAAACACUAUUCAUGCCAAUAAAGUUGCCUGCCUGAAUGAAACAUCUGCAAAGGUCCUAGCAGUGGAAAGUGGUCACAUUGCAUCUGAAGACGAAGCUGCUACAAGUACCAGAAACAGUAAAGAGACUCUUAUACCAACAUCCAGCAGCAUGAAUCCUAACAGCAGUAAUAACCUACUACUGGUUCCUGAAAGUCCAUCCUGUUUGUUGACAGACAGCUCUUCAGACACAGAUAAGCCAAUCGAAUUGAAACAAAAGCUCAAUACAAGCACUGGUUUCCGAGCCCGCAAGCAUCCUAGACUGACUCUUGAACCCCUUGGACGUGCCAACAGUCCAGACCUUUCAAAUCCUUCACUCAACACACCAGGCUGUGGCCCAACCAUAUCCACCUUUUCCUUCACACCAGUGUCUUCCCCAAUGCUGGGGAGGUCAAAGAUACUAAGUCACAGUGGAACAAUCUCUGGCAGUGAUUAUAAGGCAGGAAGCACACCUUCCCUGGGGUUUUCUGAAAUGGGCACAUCCUCCAAGUACCUCAAUAUAACCACUCAAUCCAUGACCACUGCUGAUUGCACAAGUGAUACCAAUAUGAAGACACAUCUGAAAUACGACACCAUGCCUCCAAAUGAUUCAAGAUUCUCACUCAAUGAUGGAGACCUAGUCAAUCUGAUGGAUAUCAUAAUUGAAACUGCAGAAAACAUUCCUGAGAAUGGGAAAAUGGAUAAGCACGCAGAAGCAAAUGACUGA
Molecule: messenger RNA, 1314 nt
Organism: Rhincodon typus (whale shark)
Lineage: Eukaryota; Metazoa; Chordata; Chondrichthyes; Orectolobiformes; Rhincodontidae
Exons: 1
Coding region: 1-1314 (437 amino acids)
Source: RefSeq, a predicted model, not a curated record